Molecule: messenger RNA, 867 nt
Organism: Anneissia japonica
Lineage: Eukaryota; Metazoa; Echinodermata; Crinoidea; Comatulida; Comatulidae
Exons: 1
Coding region: 1-867 (288 amino acids)
Source: RefSeq, a predicted model, not a curated record
AUGGCGAAAGUAAAUAUCCCCUGUGUCGCUGCAUUUGACAAUGUUGUCGCUGAGUCUUUGGACACGUCUGUAGGUCCAAAAUGGGAAGCGUGGAUUAAGCGUUUCGAGAAUUAUGUCGUAGCCCUGUCCGUGUCGUCGGACGCGCAAAAACGUGCAUUGCUCCUACAUGCUGUAGGGGCGCGUUGCUUUGAAAUAUUUGACAGUCUACCUGAUACUGGAACUACUUACGCACAUGCCAAAGUGGCUCUGUCGAAUCAUUUUAGGCCUAAAGUUAAUAUUGAAUAUGAGAGGGCUGUAUUUAGACGUCUUAGGCAGAAGUCAGACGAGAAACUAGAUUCCUACCAUACCCGACUAAGGAAGGCGGCCGGUACAUGUAACUUUCAAAGUAUUGACCAAGAACUGAAGUCGCAUAUUAUCCAAACAACUACUGACUCGAAGUUGAGAAAACAGGGCCUUAAGGAAGACGGACUUACGCUAGCAGAAAUUCUACAAAUUGGAAGAUCAAAUGAACUAGCACAGGUCCAGAAUAGUGAUAUGGAAAAGGACUUAGGCUUAGGCCUAGCACAGUCUCAUCCAGAAAAUCGAGUUCAUGCUGUAAGUACCAAAAGACAGAACAGUAAAACUUUUCGCCCUAAUAAUAAAAGAAAUGGAAACAGUGCUAGGAGCGGUUCUGUUUAUGGAAGGGAAAAAUGCUUUGGCUGCGGUAGGUCAUAUCCACACCCAAGAGGCCCAAAGUCCUGUCCAGCAUUUGGAAAGAAAUGUCACGACUGCGGUAGAGUGAACCAUUUUGCCAAGUAUUGCCGACAGACCAAGGUAGCUCAUGAAAUAAGCUGUUAUGGACAUGAUCAGGACAAUAUGAAAUGCUAA